AUGAGAGAUGUUACCUGCCCCUUUAAGGACGCUUGUAAGAAUAGGCUCAGAUAUCUCCUGUAUAAUAGUGUUUAUUACAAGCUUAUCUAUAGUUCAGAGGAAUAUGACAAUUUUGCCUAUGAUGCAAUACAGUAUAUUAGGAACAUUUACAAUAGCUUAAAUGGUUUUAACGCAGAUGAUAAGGAGGGUUCACAAUUUUACAUUCCCAGAUGA
This is a messenger RNA of Plasmodium inui San Antonio 1, 213 nucleotides long. RefSeq lists its product as hypothetical. The transcript has 2 exons. The record is from RefSeq and is a predicted model, not a curated record. Bases 1 to 213 code for a protein of 70 amino acids. Lineage: Eukaryota; Apicomplexa; Aconoidasida; Haemosporida; Plasmodiidae.